Messenger RNA from Metarhizium album ARSEF 1941, 2037 nucleotides. RefSeq names its product dipeptidyl peptidase. The transcript is spliced from 5 exons. The record is from RefSeq and is a predicted model, not a curated record. Lineage: Eukaryota; Fungi; Ascomycota; Sordariomycetes; Hypocreales; Clavicipitaceae. Bases 1 to 2037 code for a protein of 678 amino acids. Gene Ontology annotation, biological process: proteolysis. Gene Ontology annotation, molecular function: serine-type endopeptidase activity.
AUGACGGUUCACGCUGCCCGCCUCACCCCAGAGGUGCUUCUGUCCGCCCCUCGCCGAUCAACGGGCGUUCCAAACUCGACGGGCGAGCUGGUGCUUUAUACUGUGUCGGCGUACUCGUUCGAGACUCACUCCAAGUCCUCCCAGCUCCGGGUGCUCAACAUCAAAGAAGGCACCUCACACCUUGUGUCUGAGGACCCAGGUGUCAGUGACCCCGUCUGGAUCGGUGAGACGGAGGUCAUGUAUCUCAAGGGAGGUGACAAUGGCUGCACUAUGAUUAUGACCCAGCGGGUGCUGGACAACUCAGAACCUCAGAUGGCGCACUACUUGGCUGGAAAUGUCUCAAGCCCCAAGACAAAGGUCUUGUCAAAUGACAAGGUCGCCAUUUGCUUCGUCGGACUAACAACUCCCAAGGGGGAUUUGUACUGGCCUCCCGUUGACCACAAAGCCUACGAUUCAGCCAGAAUCUACACCUCGCUCUAUGUCCGUCACUGGGAUACCUGGAACACCCCGAAUGAGAACUCAUUAUGGUACGGCCAACUGGCCAAAAUUGAUGGGAAAUGGGCUCUGGACAGCCCGGGCCUGACCAAUCUCUUGGCCGGUACCGACCUCAAGUCUCCCGUUCCUCCUUUCGGCGCCGCUGGCGACUUUGACAUCUCCGCCCAUGGAAUCUGCUUUGUGGCUCGGGAUCCAGAGUUAAACCCGGCAAGGUAUACCAAGACUGACCUCUACUACGUGCCCAUCAAGUCGUUUGUUGAGAAGCCACACGCCCCUGAGAUUGUCAAGACUGGCAAACUGGUGGGCUACAGCAUUGCACCAACUUUUAACAAGGAUGGCAGCAAAAUCGCGUUUGCUAGAAUGAAGGAUAUCCAGUACGAGGCGGACAAGACCAGGUUGAUGCUCGUCCCCGACGUCAACGAUGUUGGCAAUGUUGAAGAGUUUUAUGAGACGAGCAAUGGGGAAGGUGGUUGGGACCUGAGGCCGGACUGGAUCAUUUGGAGUCACGACGAAAAGAAUCUAUACGUUGGUGCCGAGAAGCACGGCCAGGUGUUGCUGUGGAUGCUCCCAUCCUCCCCUGGUGAUGCCAAUGAGCUGCCUACACCUUUUCGCCAGGACGGCUCAGUUAGCGACGCCAAGUUACUGGGCGAUGGUCCCUGCUUGUUCAUCAGCUCCAAGUCUCGUAUCGAGAGCUCGUUGUACAGUGUCUUGGACCCGGUGUCAAAGUCAGCCACUGAGAUCUCAUCAAGUUCCAAGAAUGGCAAGUGCUUUGGUCUCAACAAGUCGAUGCGAGCCGAUUUCUGGUACCGCGGCUCACUGGGCUACGACGUUCAUGCUCUCGUUACAAGACCUUCCGACUUUGACCCUUCGAAGAAGUAUCCUCUGGCCUUCUUGAUCCAUGGUGGCCCGCAGGGUGCGUGGUUGGAUGAAUGGAGUACACGGUGGAACCCAGCCAUCUUCGCCGAGCAGUGCUACGUUGUGGUUUCCCCAAACGUCACGGGCAGCACUGGCUAUGGGCAGAAACAUAUUGACGCUAUUACGUGCAACUGGGGGGGCAAUCCAUACGAAGACUUGGUGCUGUGUUUUGAGCACCUGGAGAAAAAUGUGAAUUACAUUGACACGUCACGAUCAGUGGCUCUAGGAGCCUCUUACGGAGGCUACAUGAUCAACUGGAUCCAGGGCCAACCCCUAGGGCGCAAGUUCAAGGCCCUCGUCUGCCACGACGGCGUCUUUUGCACACAGAAUCAGUGGUCAAGCGAGGAGCUGUUCUUCCCUGAGCAUGACUUUGGCAGCACGCUGUGGGAGAACCGCGAGACCUAUGUCAAAUGGGAUCCAUCUCUGUAUUGCCAGAACUGGGAAACCCCGAUGCUGGUUCUGCACAAUGAACUGGAUUAUAGACUGCCCAUUUCUGAAGGCUUGGCCAUGUUCAAUGUUUUGCAAGCCCGAAAGGUCCCGAGUAAGCUUGUUGUAUUCCCAGAUGAGAACCACGUGAGUGACUACUGCAAAGACUUUACAAAGAAUGCUAGUUAUCAGACGGGCUGA